ACUGCAAGAGCUUGGGCAGUACUAUCAUCUACUAUAAAUAGAUAGGACUUGUAACGGUUUUGAAGUACACAAAAUUUCAUUUAAUUCUUCUUAUUUCCCUGUCUGCUUCAUUUAGUUUUGAGAAGAUGGCGGUACCAAGCAGCAAGAUUUCCACUCGUCAGAAGCUGAUCAUUGACUCAGAUCCUGGUGUCGAUGAUAGCAUGGCAUUAUUUUUGGCACUUGAGUCCGAUGAAUGGGACAUCAUAGGAAUUACAACAAUAUUUGGCAAUGCUUCAAUCGAAAAUUCUACGCGUAACGCUUUGCUUCUGUUGGAGAAAGCAGGGCGUACAGAUGUUCCAGUGGCAAGAGGCCAUGAAGGACCUCUCAAGGGAGGAAAGGGCGAAGGGGGUGAUUAUGUUAUGGACGGAGGUCAUUUGCAUAAAGAACCAACUCAAAAAGUAAUUGACAAAACUGCUACUCAGUUUUUAGUUGAUAAGAUCAAUGAAUUCCCCGGUGAAGUUUCUAUACUGGCUCUAGGCCCUUUGACUAAUGUGGCUUUGGCAAUCAAACAGGACCCAUCAUUUGCAAGCAAGGUGAAACAGAUAGUUGUGCUCGGAGGUUCUUAUUUUGAGCUUGGAAAUGUGAAUCCUGCUGCUGAAUAUAAUAUUUACGCAGACGCAUUGGCAGCUGAUAUAGUCUUUACUUCUGGUGCAAAGGUUACUGUUAUUGGAAUUAAUAUCACUAAUUAUGUUUCUUUUUCAGCUGAAGAUUUCAAAAAAGUGACUGAAUCUGGGGGGAAGCAUGCUAAAGUUUUAGGUGAAAUCUACGGUUCUUCGUAUCUAGUUUCCACUGAUGGCAUCUUUCUUCAUGACACUUUGGCUUAUUUGGUUUUCGCUCGCCCUGAUCUCUUCUCAUUCAAAACCGGUGUGGUGAGAGUCGAGACAAGGGGAAUCUUUGAGGGGCUUACGCUAUUAGACCAUGGAGUAAAGAAAUGGACUACAAAGAAUCAUUGGACAGAACAUGAUCCUAUUAAUGUGGUUUGGACAAUUAAGGGAGAUGAAGCCCUUAAUUACAUCAGACAAGAAUUGAUGAAACCAUGAGAAUGGUUGCUUCUUCAUGCUCUUGAUUAUCAUAUAUUUUCUUGCUGGUUUGUAGCUCAAGUAUUGGGCAUAUGUAUGCAAUAAAAUUCAUGUUUUUCUAUUUCCUACUAUUUGAAUUCAAUGUUGUGGUUAUAGCUCAAGUUUUGGGCAUAUGUAUGCAAUAAUAUUCAUGUAUUAUGAUUUCGAACUAUUUGAAUCUAAUAAAGUGGCUUUUUUAUUUUUUUAUCA
Mercurialis annua (annual mercury) is the source of this 1307-nucleotide messenger RNA. RefSeq names its product probable uridine nucleosidase 1. The record is from RefSeq and is a predicted model, not a curated record. Gene Ontology annotation, biological process: purine nucleoside catabolic process. NCBI's taxonomy places the organism in Eukaryota, Viridiplantae, Streptophyta, Magnoliopsida, Malpighiales, Euphorbiaceae. Gene Ontology annotation, molecular function: purine nucleosidase activity. The coding region runs from base 126 to 1079 and encodes 317 amino acids. Gene Ontology annotation, cellular component: cytosol. The transcript is spliced from 9 exons.